Bubalus bubalis (water buffalo) is the source of this 3026-nucleotide messenger RNA. RefSeq names its product solute carrier organic anion transporter family member 6A1. The record is from RefSeq and is a predicted model, not a curated record. Gene Ontology annotation, molecular function: protein binding. Gene Ontology annotation, biological process: sodium-independent organic anion transport; transmembrane transport. The transcript has 16 exons. Lineage: Eukaryota; Metazoa; Chordata; Mammalia; Artiodactyla; Bovidae. Bases 132 to 3026 code for a protein of 964 amino acids. Gene Ontology annotation, cellular component: membrane.
UCCUGCCCAAGGAGAAACGUUCCCCCUGAAGGCUGGGGUUGCAGGCGGCCCUGGUGGCCAACAGGUCCCCGACUUCCAGGCCCGGCACGCUUGUUUCUGGCUGAGACCAGCCACGGCCCCGGCUCAGCGCGAUGCAGCGGGGCCUGGUGCAGGUGCAGCCGGAGGUGGCGCAGGCCCCGGAGCAGGUGCAGUCGCAGGCCGAGCAGGGCGCGCCCUCCGAGAGCACCGGGCCACCGGCGGCCGAGGCCGAGAAGGCCGGGCCGAAGCGCCCGCACCUCAGGAUCUUCCCGGUUAGCCUCCUGAAGCUCGGUGCUUUCAGCAAACAAGGAGGCGGCCAGGCCGGGACCACGCGGCGCGGCGCCAAGACCGGACUCGGACACCGGAAAGGGAGUUUGGAGGGGCCCUGCGGCUGGAGCUGUCUGGUUUUCCCCUGGUGUCAGCGUUUUAACAACGUCCGUUGCUUCCUGAUUUUCUUCUGCAUUCUGGUCAUUGCUCAAUGUGUUGUGUUUGGUCUUGUAGAUCUGAGCACCGACAGUUUUAAGAAGGAAAAUAAUUUGAGCUUCAUUGAGAAUCUAUUCUUGUCAUUGACUUAUGAUAUUUCAUCUUGCCUGGUAGUAGUGUUUAUAGCAUACUAUGGAGGAAAAGGAAACAUACCAAGAUGGAUUACAGUUUCCUCCUUUUUAGUAGGAUCUGGAUCACUCUUAUUUGCUUUUCCAUACUUUGGUGUUGAAGAUUCUCAAAUGAAUGUAGAAUUUGAAGAUACUUGCCAAGAAGUGAAGAUUGUCAAGCCUUGCUCAAAAGCUUCAUUCUCAUUCCGAUCAAACUACAUGACUUUUUUCAUCCUUGGGCAGAGUGUGCAGGGAAUAGCAGCCAUACCUCUUUACAUCCUUGGAGUAACCUUUAUUUAUAACAGCGUUGCCACACACUCAGCUGGUAUUUAUCUAGGCAUUGUGGAAGCUGUAGGAAUACUCGGAUAUUCUUUGGGUUAUACUAUAGGAGCACCCCUAAUUAAGGUCUCUGUGCUAACUGUGAAUAGUACUUUUGGGAGAAGUGUUGGAGACAGUGAUGAUAAAGAACGUUGGCAGCAGAGUUGGUGGAGUUAUUUUGUUAUUAUUGCAGUUAUUGCAUGGUCUACAUUAAUACCAUUUUCAUGCUUUCCACAGAGUUUACGAGGCACAGCAAGGAUAAAAGCUGGGAAACGUAAACAGCCUCAUAUUUUGGACAGAGAUCAAACAAAAGAUCAGGAAUUUGGACCUAGUAUCAAGGACUUACUUGCUACUUUUGGGAUUCUGAUCAAGAAUCCAAUAUUUGUGUACUUAUCUCUGUCCAGAGCUUCAGAAUCUUUAGUUAUGAUCGGAGCAUCUGAAUUUUUGCCUAUAUAUAUAGAAAAUCAGUUUGUAUUAUCACCCAAUGAGGCCACUACACUUGCAGGACUUGUUUUACUUCCAGGAGGUGCACUUGGCCAGAUUCUGGGAGGUAUCAUUAUUUCCAAGUUACACAUAUCUUCUAAAGGCCUUAUGAGAUUUGUAAUAGUUACAUCUGCUGUAUCCCUUGUACUGCUUGCAUUUGUAGUUUUUGUGCACUGUGAUCCAAUACCAUUUGCUGGGAUCACUGAAGAUUAUGGUGGAAUAGGGCAGUUGGGAAACCUGACAGCUCCUUGCAAUUCUCAUUGUAAAUGCUCAUCUGCAUUUUAUUCUGCUACAUGUGGAAGAAAUGAUAUUGGAUAUUUUUCUCCUUGCUUUGCAGGUUGUACACAGUCUAAAACAUUAAAGGCUAGCAAGACAUACUACAAUUGUUCUUGCAUUAAAGAAGGAUUAACAACCUCAGAUGAUCAAGGUGAUUUUAUUGAUGCUACAAGAGGGACAUGUGAUCCAAAGUGUUAUAAAUUACCUUUGUUCAUUGCUUUUAUCUUUGCUACAAUUGUAUUUUCUGCUUUUGCUGGUGUACCAAGUAUCCUGACCAUCCUUCGGAUUGUGUCUGACAAACAGCGUCCUCUGGCCAUGGGUAUGACCUUUGUGAUUUUGAGAAUAUGUGGGACUCUACCUGGACCAGUAAUUUUUAAAAUAAUAAGAGAAACUUCUUGCAUCUUUCGGGAUACUGAGCGCUGUGGAAGCACUGGAAAUUGUUGGAUCUAUUACAAGACAAAAAUGGCCUACCUAUUGGUAGCAGUAUGUUUUACUUGCAAAGUAGCUACUAUUUUCUUUAAUGCUGUUGCAUUGAGCCUAUAUAGAAAUCUACCACAGGAAAAUAGUGAUGUCUUGGCUACAGUUGUGAAGAAUCCAAGAGUUAAAAAAAAUGAAAGAGAAGAAUCAACAUUAUGUAAGAAUUACACAAUUAUAGAAAUUAUUUACACUGCUAUUAGCAUCGUUCAUCUGAAGGUGUGUUCACAACCUUCCCGUCAGCGGCCAGACGACUCCCACAACGUCUUGUUGGUUCCCAGUCCCUGGGAAGGGGCGCGGGGGAAACCGGGGGCCCCCCCUCUCAGGCUCCUGAGGAGGCUGACGGGCCGCGCGACGAGAGAGCCCCUGAGGGGGACGCCGGGGAGGCGGGGACUCGCCCCGCGCGGGCGGCCACAGGCGGGCGAGGCCGAGGGCCGACCGCACCGCCGCGGGGCCGGCGGCCGCCAGCUCUCUGAGGAGGCUCCAGGCGACGACGACGGCGAGAGAGCCCCUGAGGCGGACGCCCGGGAGGCGGGGACUCGCUCCUCGCGGGCGGGCGAGGCCGAGGGCCGACCGCACCGCCGCGGGGCCGGACGCCCGCGCUCGGCGGCCGCCAGCUCGCGGAGGAGGCUCCGGCCCCUGAGAGGGACGCCCGGGAGGCGGGGACUCCCUCCGCGCGGGCGGCCACAGGUGGGCGAGGCCGACGGCCGCCAGCUAGCUGAGGAAGCUCCCGGGGACGACGACGACGACGGCGGCGGCGGCGGCGGAGACAGACCCCCUGAGAGGGACGCCGGGGAGGCGGGGACUCGCCCCGCGCGGGGGCGCUGCCACCUGCCCGGAGGAGGAGCCCCAGCGGAACCUGGGUGA